GUGUAAACAAGCGGCGGGUGUGAGCCGUCUCUCCUUCCUCUCUCCCUCACGCAUUUACCAACGAAUCCUUCACCUUUAGGGAGCCUCAGAGUACACAUAGAGGAUCUGAGCUACUCCAGCACCAUGGCAUCGGUGCCCUAGUAUCCCCUACGCAAGGACACCGUGUGAUAAUGGAGGAGAAGAUGUGUGGUCAUAGUUAACUGAAGGCUGGGUAGUAUGGACCCACCAGCAACUGUUGGGCCUGGACCUCCAGCCCUCAAAAUCAAAAAGGAGGUGAAGGAGGAGCCAGAGUUCAUCUAUGUGGAUGAGACGGUAUGCCGGGUUAAGCUGGAGGAGGGUGAUGAGGAGGUGGUCUUGCCAAAAGAUGACAUGAUGCUAGAACCAGAAAGUGCUCUCCUUGUCCUGGAAGGCCAGACUGUGCCACCACCAGCACAUAGCCAGCCUGCUCGCCGUGGCAGAAAACCCAGAAUUCUUCGGAGCAGCCGAGGCAACACUCACUCUUGCACCACCACUGCUAGGAAGAUUCUGCCUCGCCCCUCCCCUAUGCAGGUGCCUCUCACCCUCUCCCAUCUCCAGCCUCCUCCACCACCUCUUUCUCUCCCUCUAACACCUAGGAGCAAACCACCUCAAGCACAAGUGAUGGUCAGACCAACACUGCAGCCCCCUUCUGCCACCAAUUCUGGCCGUAAGAUCCUCCCAUGGCCACAUCAGCUGAGUCCAGCUAAUCUGGCUCCAGUUUCACAAAAACAGAAACUGCAGCCGCUCAACCCCAGCCUCACAACUUGUCCUCCUGCUGCACAGACUUUACCUCUGAGCCACCUCCAGCCCAUUAAUUCUGGAACAAACAGUGGGCUUAUGCCCCUGCAGCCUCUUUCUUUAACCCAGCUCAGGUCUCCUCCCCCAUCUAGCUGCAUUAGUCAGUUGGGCGUACCCUUGUCACCUCAGAAGAUGCCAGUACCUCCAAAAGGUUCAAGAAAGACAGUUACCACGCUGCCCCAACUGGCAGCUGGACCUCCAACAACAUGUACCAGAGUUCCGCUACUGCCACUAUCAGAGGCAAGUGUCAAAAAGAGUAGCCCAUCUCCAUCCAUGCAUGCAACCACUGCCAGCCAUGUCCGAAAAUUGUUGCCACGGCCUCUUAAGGCUGCUAUGAGGCCUGCUGCUAGUGCAGUGUUUCAGCAACACCAGCAGCAGAGUGCUCUACCUGCUUUGCAGCAACUCCAUCCUGUUCCUCCUGUAAGUACACAGCAAACGGUCUCCUUACAGCAGUUUGAGAAUCCUAACCCAUCAACAUCUCAAACCACCAGCCUUGCUCUCCAGACCCUAAAUGUGAGUGGCCAGCCGCCUUCUCUCUCUGGAUCCUCCCAGGUGGUGUCUGUGCAGCAUGUCCGAGCCAUGGCUAUGCUUCCUCCCCAGCCAUCUCAAAAAGUGCAGCUUUCUGAACCAUCUUUGCAGUCUCCUCACCAUCUCCACACUGUAGCUUCCAGCACAUCCCCCCAGAGAUUAGCUUUUCAGCAAGUCCAGCAGGGUCCUGCCAUCACUGUGUCCCAAGCUGUAGCUAUCCAUUCUCUGCCAGCUCAGGCACCAUCCACCCCACAGAAACAGGCUACUACUCUCUGUCAGGUUCACACACUGCAGUCAUCUGCUGGCCAUACCCAGAGCUCUCGAGGGACAUCUUUUCAGGCCCUGUCAACUCUGGCUCCAGAAUCCCAUAAAGCAGUUUCUGUCCCCCAUUACUCUAGCCACUCUCCUGGAGACACACAAGCAGUUCCCCAAGUUUCUCCAGUGGGUAAGAGGUCUCCUUUAUCCCAUAUGUGUUCAACUUCAUUUUGCCCUAGUCAAUCAACUGCUCCAACUCAGACUGAACUUCAGAAUAGUGAGUUGACUUUCCAUGACCUAAGCUCAGCCAAUCAAAUUUUCAAAGAAAGUAGCACACUCUGCCUUGACACAAACCAUUCAGCCAAAGGUCAGGAUGUAAUGGGUCUCCAUAUAGCAUCCAGGCAAGGCAUGUCUGUUGGAACCACACCCAAUGGAACAGUGCUUAAGGUACCAAUACAGCCUUUGAAGCCAUCUGCUUCCUUCCCUAGGGGUAAGAGAAAAUACUUGCGCAGGAAUCCACGGGAACUGAAAGCCAAUAAAAAGAAAAGCAUGCCUAUAUUAAAAAUGGCUUCUGUUUCAACCUACUCGUGGCCCUUUAAUGUGCAUGAAAAAGACCUAUAUACCCCGACUUCCACUGCUGCCAUGCAGGGUCGUAAGAUCCUGCCCCGUCCCUGCCCUGCCUCUUUGGCUGGUUCACAGCUGGAGCAAGUGCAUCCAGUCACAACUCACAAUGCAUCUGGAUGGCUUGUGCCACAAGUGGAGCAGCAUGAGGGAUGUAGUACUGUGGCUACUUCCCUUGACAGUUCCUCAGUGGCAAGAUUAACACACGCUGUUACAUCAUCAUCUGAAUCUCAGUUGAUUGCCCUUGGCUUGUCACACAAAGCCCAGCCUGUUGGUUCUUCAGAUGUUCUAGCAGCCACUGAUCAAGGAGACACAAGUAAAAGUAAUAUAACAGAAAACUUCUUGCAACCUGUUUCACCUGCCAAAGUUGUUGCUGCUUGCACUUAUGUUCCACAUGAUGAGGAAAUCACUGCCAUACCUGAGAAGACCAGUUGUUGUACAUCACAAGGAGUGGAAUCAUCAGGAAACAGUGGAACAAAGAUUGGUGAUGGCUCAGACAAAUCUGAUCUUGAAUGUACUGACUGUGCUGAACAGCUACUUGAUUUAGAUAACAAAUCAGCAUGGAAUCAAGCAGAGGAGCAUACAGUUACUCCUAAGGAUGAUGUGUGUGACUCAGGAGAUGAUACAUUAGAUCACACCAUCUCACAAGUUAACUCUGAGAAUAUUAAUCAUCAGCUCAUGUCACAGAAUUCUUCAAGUGAUGGCCUUCAAGAUCAAUCUAUCCUACAGGAUACCAUAGAGAACAAGAAUCUUAGUCAAGUUUCUUCACAGGAGACCCUGGGAAGUAGUAUUCAGGCUCAAGCCACUUUACAUGGUAACCUAAAGGAUGGUUUUCAAGAUCAACACACCUUGCAGAGUCUCCUGGAGGACAGCACAGAAACUCAGUCUACAUUAAAGAAUACAUCAAGAAACGACACCCAAGAUCAGUCCAUCUCCCAAUGUAUUCAAGAGGAUGGUAGUCACAGUCAGCCUAUCCCUUAUGAUACCCAAGAGAACACUUGUUCACCUAUUUCACAGAACAAUCCAGUUGACCCUGUUCUAGAUCACCCUAGUUCACAGGACACUGAGAGAAACAAUUUUGCAGAUCAGUCCACCUCAUGGCAAUCUUCCACACCCUCUGAGUUGGUGCCACCCCUCAUCAUUCCAGCCAGUCAGGGAAAAGAAAAUCUCAGAGAAGAGAAUGAUGGUCUGUUGUCUCAGGAUUCAGUUUUUGAAGACAAAACCUUGCCUAUCUGUGAUUCUAGUCUCCCAUCCUCUAUCACUGCACAGGAUGAAAAUGUUUGCUCUACUUUCUCUCUUUCCCCCUCCUGUCCUCAGUCCAGAUUGCCAGCAACAAAGUCCUCUACCUCUCCAGAAGCCACCACUGUACUCACAACACAGGAGCAAAACACUCAAUGUCACAUAAAUGGGAGUCCCUCAACCUCUUGCCUUUGUCAGAACAGCAGAUGGAAACCUCCAUCAUCUUUGCCAAACACCAAUGCAGGAUCCCUAAGCACAAGCAACUCAUCCACCACAACCCCACCCUGUACCUUCAUUUCCUCUACCAUAUGUCAAAGAUCACCUCCCUCACCUGAGUCUUCCCUCAAACCACUUGUACCUCAUAGAACUCAUGAAGAAGUAAAAGAGGAGGUACUGCACACUACAGAGCAUGUGUCCUCCCCUAUUGACGCCAGAACAAUUCUAUCCAGCUGCACUUCACUUACUGAGAUGAUGACAAGGCCAAAUGAAUUCAUUCCUCCUGCAGCCUUGAUGCCUAAGGACAAUGCUGAUUGCUCUCCCUCUAAAACACAAGAACCCAUUGCUACAGACACCUCCACAUUUGAUCCAGCUGGACACCUCAGAGAAGAUUUUAGAGUCAUCACUGCCACAACCACCACUGUCACUAUUACAACUACAACCACAGCUGUCUCUACAACUACUACUACCUCUCAGUAUGCCACCACCCACACAUACAUAGAGGCUGAAGUAAAGCAGGAGUCUUCAAAUCCUCCAUCCCAGGAAGAAAUGGACCCAUCACUCACUCUGGUGUCAGCAAGUUGUCAUUCCUCACAGCCAAAAUGUCCACCAACCUGCAUGUUGAUUGAACAAGAAACAUGUCCCACUCAGUGCCAGACUCCACCUAAGAGCCAGAGGAAUACAUCUGGAAGGCACCAGCAGCAACAGCAUAGAACCAUGAGGGGACCUAGACUGAAGGCACUGGUAAGGGCACAGAGAAGAACCAUCCAGAUGCUAAGAAAUAAACUGCAGCGUGAGCAGAAGCGAAGCAAGGCAUUGUGGAAGGCACUGAGAUGCAGCAUGGCAGCUAAGGUCAGCAGUGAAGGUAGGGUUUUUCAAAGGGAAUUGAGGAAGUAAAGGGAGGAAGGGGAGGGCAUAACACAGCCAAAGCCAUCUCCCCCUGUCACUAGGAGCAGAAGCAGACCAAAGCAAGUUGUUACUGCCACACUUUCCUCUACAAGACUGAAGAGGAAAAAUGAGGAUACACAUAGUGAUACCUUGAAAAAAGUAGUCACUUUAAAUCACAGUGAUGACUAUAGACUAGGAGAGAACAGCCCUCAUGUGCAGGCCAUCUGCAUCCCCACUCCUUCUGCUGGCAAGACAGAACUCCAGACUCUAGUGCGGGAGUUUGUGUUGAGGGAUGAUGUUUCACGAACCACCAGACAUGGCACAAGACACUUCCUCCAUUACCUGCCAUUGCUGCACAAACGGUUCAUGGCUUACUGCUGUCAGCCAUGCUCUUUGGAGACCUUUCAGCAGCACCUUCCACCCCAAAUGGCACAGCGGAUUGGUGAGGAGCUGGAGAUUUGUGUAUGCCUUAUCUGCCAGAACCCAGAAUUGAAAGUUGAGAGUCUGGUGCGACGACGGCUCCUGCCCCUCAACACUCACCUGGAAGAGGUGGCUUUCAGCUCUGAAGACACUUUCAAGGAGUUCCUGGCCAGUGUACAGGCACUCAAAGCACGGUCAUCUUCCCAGCUCAUGUACAGUGAGUGGUUCAUAGGAAUGGCUGGAGGCAGCUGUGUCCCACAACCUCAGAAAAAGACACUAACACGUCCACUGAGGGAGGUAGUUACCCAACUAGAAGGGGAGCUGGACUUGCUGCGUCUCCACUUGAAACGGGCCUCUCAUCAGUAUGAAGCUACCUUAAGGGCUAAGUGUGAGGCAGAACAAUCACCACAGCAUGCUGUGCUGCAGGCAGAGUGGUCACCCCUUAUCAUCCUCCAUGCCUUAGGUGCUGAUGGAGCACCAGCCUUGCAGCAAGUUGUCAGUUUACAGUGUGGUUAUCUUUGGUCUCAUGCAGAUUCCCUUGGUUUCAUUGCUGUGUCGGGUUGUCGUGAUCAACGUGCAGCAGCUGUGUGUGCAAGCCUGGAGCCAUUGUUGGCUCGCCUGAUCCAGCAAGGAGUGCGUUGUCUCACCCUGCUAGUAGACCCUAAGACAGACCUUAGUGCUGUUCUGGAAUAUACCCGGCGUAGUGAUUUGGAGGUGCGCUGGGUGUUCUCCGAGCCAGGUCAUGGUGCAGGUGUGGCUGAGGCAGUAGGAAAUAGUGUGACACAGCUCAUAUGUGACACAGUCAACUCGUGGGGUUCAGAGACUGUACUUUCAGCUAAGGAUGUGUUCAGUCUGAUCAGUCCAAACUCAAGCAACUUGGUGUACUAUUACUCUGAAGAAGAUGUGUGGCGUAGCAGUCAGCUUUUGCAUGGGACAGCAAGGUCUACCAAGACUGCCAAUAAGCUCAUUAAACCAAAGACCAUCCUGUCAUUGUAGCAUUAAGUUGGGGUGUGGGUAGGUGGGAGGCAUGGGAGGGUGGGUCUUCAGAGAUCGUCAUGUGAGUCACAAGUGCUAAAUAGCAGCAAAUUAGCACUGGGGCCUCAUACCACAUACUUGUAACAGCACAGCCUUGAUGAUGUGCAAUCAUUGUACCUCAGGACUGCUUAUUUCCAAAACCGGUUACUACUUUUUUCAGAAACCAUAUUACCUCAAAAUCAAGGCACUAUUGGUAUAUGAUGCAGCUUUAUUUAUUUAGUUAUUUAUUAGAGAGUGAGAGUGAGUGUGUGAGAGAGUGUGUGUGUGUGUGUGUGUGUGUGUGUGUGUGUGUGUGUUGGAAUGGUAUAGCAGAUAUGAAAGAAAAUAUCAACUAUAAAAAUUAUUAUAAUUUGGUCAAGGAGGAGAUUUGUACCUAGGUAUUCUCCUGGACACCAAGUCUUGUGCAGGUUUGCCCUUUAUUGGACCUUAUGUGGUGCCCAUAGGAGGGAAUAGAGAGAGUACAUUGCACCCCUCCCUGUCCUGCCCUGCACUGCCCUGUCGACAUUCCACAACUCUUAAAGUUGUUCUUUUUUUUUUUUUCUUUCUUUUUUUCAUGCAGAUACUGUGAUAUUAAUUUAUCUCCCUAUUUAGUGUUGAAGUAGUUUAUUAUUACAAGACUGAUAUUAUUUUUGUAUGUUUUAAUCAAUAAUGUAUUGAUACAAUGAGCUGUGUUUCCUUAUGUAGACCUGUGGCUAGGAUAGAUGUAAUAUUGUAUGUUGAGUAAGAAGAUUCAAAUAAUGUGUAUGGACUCCAAACCAGAUAACAUAAGAAAAUAAGGGAGGCUGCAAGAAGCCAUCAGGUUCACACCUGGCAGUUCUUAAAAUUACACAUAAUAACUUGGUGUAAAAACUUGUUCGCAUUGUAAUUUGUAGUUUUUUUUUUUU
Molecule: messenger RNA, 6902 nt
Organism: Portunus trituberculatus (swimming crab)
Lineage: Eukaryota; Metazoa; Arthropoda; Malacostraca; Decapoda; Portunidae
Product: mucin-17-like
Source: RefSeq, a predicted model, not a curated record